AUGGAUCCGGCUGUUGUUCCUCCGUCCGGCGACGAUAUCCAGCCCGUAUCAUGGGCGGAUUCCAUAGAUGAUGCCGAAUAUGAGGCGUUAGAAGUGGUAAUUCCGUCCUGGGCAGUUUUGGAUUUCUCCACGGUGAGGGCUGAAGAUCCUAAUGCCUCACCCCCGGUCCAGAGGAGAGCCGAGAAUCCAGAGAGUUUUGUCCGGAGAGAAUUCCGGCAGAAGUCUAAAGUGUGGAGACAGCCAGCACCUUCCUCAUGUUGGCGUAGAUCUCCUCCCUCUGGCUUCAAUAAAAGGCCGGAGCGUCCUGUCGGAGAGGCUUCACCAACUCAGCGUAGAUCUCCUCCUUCAGAGUAUUUUCCUAGACAGGAGCGCCAUGUCAGAGAAGCUUCACCAACUCCGCGUAGAUCUCCUCCCUCUGGCUUCAUUAAAAGGCCGGAGCGUCCUGUCGGAGAGGCUUCACAAACUCAGCAAAGAUCUCCUCCUUCAGGGUUCUUUAAAAGGUCGGAGUGCACUGUAGUGGAGGCUUCACCUCAGUGUAGAUCCCCUUGUUCAGGCGUCUUUAACAGACAGGAGCGCCCAGUCAAAGAAGCUUCACCUCAGGAAAAUUCUCCUCCCUCUGGGUCAUUGAAAAAGCGGAGGCCUUCUCUCGCACUAUAUUCACCACCUCAGUGUAGAUCUUCUGCCUCGGGCUCUCCUCCUUCAGGUGUCUUUAAAAGGCCGGAGCCCGCUGUCACAAAAGUUUCACCAUCUCAGCAUCAAGGUCCUUGCACAAAUGUAGUGAGCCCACGGGAUGGCCAGAAGACGACUACGGCAAAGUCUGUUGCACAGAAGCAGGAGAUGGGUGGGCCAGAAAUGUCCAGCAUACCCCCCACCACACAUACACCAGCUCCUGUACCUGAGCGUACAUCUCCUCACUCAGGCUUCUUUAAAAAGUCUCUCACAGAUGCUGCACCACUUCGACAUCAAGAUUCUUCGACAGCCUCCUCUACAGUAAAUGGAGUGAGACCAGGAGAAGGGCAGAAGAACACUACUGCAAAAAGAACAGUAUCAAUGCUCUUUAUUUUUCAAAACUGCUGAUUUCAGUCAUUGGAUGUGUUAUUCAUCUACUCUGAUUUGUU
Messenger RNA from Triplophysa rosa, 1118 nucleotides. Its product is annotated as proline-rich protein HaeIII subfamily 1-like. The record is from RefSeq and is a predicted model, not a curated record. Bases 1 to 1077 code for a protein of 358 amino acids. Lineage: Eukaryota; Metazoa; Chordata; Actinopteri; Cypriniformes; Nemacheilidae. The transcript has 13 exons.